Messenger RNA from Aspergillus uvarum CBS 121591, 2616 nucleotides. Its product is annotated as nitrogen permease regulating protein NPR2. Lineage: Eukaryota; Fungi; Ascomycota; Eurotiomycetes; Eurotiales; Aspergillaceae. The transcript has 5 exons. Gene Ontology annotation, cellular component: GATOR1 complex; vacuolar membrane. Gene Ontology annotation, molecular function: GTPase activator activity. The record is from RefSeq and is a predicted model, not a curated record. Bases 1 to 2616 code for a protein of 871 amino acids. Gene Ontology annotation, biological process: negative regulation of TORC1 signaling; positive regulation of autophagy.
AUGCACAAACCAUCGCUGGCUCAAAUCGUGCACAGCGCACUGUUCCCACGGCCGCGUGCGAGCGAUCCGGCAACAUUCUCAGCUCAUAUCACCCGGAACUUGGUCCCUGAAGUUCGCGUUGAAACGUCGACUUUCUAUGGAUCGCUCGACUGCAUCGAAGCUCAAUAUCCGGGACUAGACUACUCACAUGGCCCUCACCGGAUGAGGCUCAGCCGUUUCCCCUGGCACCGCAGACUGUUCAGGGCCUUCGAUGAGUUGGGCCUGACAGAGGCAGAGAUCUCAUCCCUCUGCCGCUGGGAGGGAACCAAGUCAGCCCGGGAGCGAUAUGAGAUCGAGGAGGGCGUGAAGGUACGCGAUACAACUGCAGACAGUAUCCGACCUGCAUCCCCUUCUCCUCUUCCGUCCGUCGAAGUGCACUACGAGGACGGCCCGGAACCCGCCAAAGAACCGGAACGCAGGGCAGAGAUGCCAACCCCAGAAGUACGCACCCCAAGCGACGUCAUUGAUGACCGCGGCAUCGACUGUAUCCUCGAAGAAACCGUCGAGGAAGAUUACAGCGAGGAUGAAAUGGAAAGCUGCGGGGUGGAGCUGAACCAUCGUCUACUGGCCGCAAGCGCUGCGCGCGAACAAGGUGCCAACGUACCACUAGACGAAGAUUGGGAACAAUGGUUGAAGGAAGCUGGCGAACGGGGAAGCUAUACUGACGUGGUGAAUGCAAUCCGAAUGGGCCAGCCUUUGGGAUACCUAUACGACAUACCAUCCUCGAUGCCUCACAUGGCCAUCUUCUACAGCAAAUUCGAUACCCAAGAGGGUCCUAAGGUUGUUCACCAGGUUCCAGACGGUGCUAUCGUUCCCUCCGCCGCUGCGCCCUCGCAGCCCCCCUUCCUGACCUUCUCUGACAUCUCCUUCUUCGUGAUCCCUCGGCAAGAACUUUGCGGAAACCUGAUUCAGGUUUGCACCAAUGGCUAUCGUAUUUUGGGAUACCCGAUCUGUAUGAAGUCGCUCCGGUAUGACCGCAACGAGUUCAUCUUCAACUUCUGUGUGGUGCUGGCGGAAGAGGAGGAUUUCAGCACCUACAAGAGCGUUGUGCAGAAGCUCGCGGAUCUGAUGCACGGAUUGGAGGAACAGAAUGGAUUCUUGUCCAGAGAUCAUUCCAAAUCUGGCGAAGGCAAGGUAUACAGCUUGUGCGAGACUUUGAUGGAAGACCUGAACAACUACUGCGAAUGCAUGAUCCCUAUUGAUGAGCUGAAUACACUCAACAUCAAACUUUUCCCAAUCUACCCGGCUCCUCCGCCAGUCAAGGCCUGGCAGGUCCCUUUGUUCACGGUCCGUUAUCAGACGUUCAUGGAUGAGAACUGGGAUCUGACCAUGCAACGCAUCGUGCCCCACAUCAACGGAGUCAACAGUGUACGGAUCAUCUCAAUCCUAGCCGAUACCGACUUUUCCCUAACCUGUCGAGCCAUCCGGCACCUCCUAUACUACGGGUGUCUGUUUCUGCUCGACAUCUUCUCCUUCUCGGCGAUUUAUGCGCCUACCGCGCAGUUCAGCUCGACCAUCGCCAUGGACGAGGACAUGCAACAUGAAUGUGCACGUUAUGUCAACACCUCCUUUGCCUCGCCGGUCACUGCCGCGUCCGCAGCCCUCGCCGCCGGCUCCGACCCGGACGCCGUCUGGCCGCCAGUAGGCGACGUGCUCACCACCAGCAGCGCCAGUGUGACCGCGCCCAGCCGCACUCCAAGCCCAACCCUCCUCUCUAACGCUGUGAUGGCCACCUCAUCCAGCGUGACCGUCACCGCCAGCCCGGCCGCAGUAGCUGCCGCCGCCGCGACCUCCGUAUCUUCCGAACCCAACCCUGGCACCUCCUCAACCCGCGGACCCUACGACAGCCGCCCGGUGGUAGACGGCGCCGGGCUGGUCUCCCUGUACGCAAGCCUCAAACAAGGCCAAAACGUCAAGCAAUGGUAUCUCCACCACAGCCGCGAACUCUCGCACGUCGACAUCCGUCGCUUCAUCACCUUCGGCGUCAUCAAGGGCUUCAUCUACCGCGUGCAUAAAUACGCCAUCGCAACGGGCCAGCCCGCCCCACCACUCAAGGCCUCCGCCCUUUCCCACAACUACCAUUACCACCAGAACCACCAGAACCACCACCACCAAAACCCGGCCAUCACCCCCGCAGGCGGGGGAACGCUCCAGAUCCCCAUCUCCAGCGGCCCCUCCUCGCGCGGACCCGGCACGGGCACGAAUUCCCCGUACGCGUCGAGCGCAGGCGACGAACCGGCGCCGAUUGUACAGCAAAACCAGCAUAACCAGCACCCGCAUCCGCACUCGCACCAGCAGCACCGCCAACAACAACAACAACAACAACACCAUGCAGACGGAGGACGGGAGCAGCACUCGACCUCCGUGCACAGCGGAAGUCGCCCGGGGACGGUGGUGACGCUUGACAACAACGAGGACGACGAGGACGAGGACGAGAUCGACGACAAUAUGCUCUCCAAGUAUCUGGACGGGAUGCAUUGUUUCGAUCAGAUCUGCACGGAGCUCGAGAUCAGCGAGCGCGAGCUCACGGCGCGGUUGAAGCGGUUCCCCGGGGAGGUGUUGAUCAUCCAUCGGUAG